This is a messenger RNA of Cannabis sativa, 1938 nucleotides long. RefSeq names its product tyrosine decarboxylase. Gene Ontology annotation, biological process: amino acid metabolic process. The transcript has a single exon. Gene Ontology annotation, molecular function: carboxy-lyase activity; pyridoxal phosphate binding. Lineage: Eukaryota; Viridiplantae; Streptophyta; Magnoliopsida; Rosales; Cannabaceae. The record is from RefSeq and is a predicted model, not a curated record. The coding region runs from base 199 to 1800 and encodes 533 amino acids.
AUAACCUAAGUGAUCUCCUAAUUAACAAGAGCCAGCUCCACCCAUAUAAAUAUAAUAGCAUUAUCAAUAGAUAGUACAACACAACAACUACUAAAUCAUUCUAUCUUCUUUGCUCUUAACUCAGUCCUCUAACAUAAUCUAAAAGUUCAUACUUAAGAGUUCUUAAUUUGCUCUAUCUUGAAUUAUAGAUAUAGCAAAAUGGGAAGCUUAGGCGACUUUCAAUUUCCUCUAAACAACGGUCUCUCCAACAUGGCCAACGGGGCAACCACUAACCCAUUGGACCCCGAGGAGUUUCGGCGCCAAGGCCACAUGGUGAUCGAUUUCAUAGCUGAUUACUACAAAAACAUUGAGAAGUACCCGGUUCUUAGCCAAGUUGAACCGGGUUACCUCAAAAAAAGAUUGCCUACAUCGGCACCUUUCUAUCCAGAAUCGAUUGAGACGAUUCUGGGUGAUGUCCAGGAACAUAUCGUUCCAGGCAUAACCCACUGGCAAAGCCCCAACUACUUCGCUUACUUCCCUUCUAGCGGUAGCAUUGCGGGCUUUCUCGGUGAAAUGUUGGCCACUGGCUUCAAUGUUGUCGGAUUCAACUGGAUGUCGUCUCCAGCAGCCACCGAGCUGGAGAGCAUAGUCAUGGACUGGCUGGGCCAGAUGCUCAGGCUUCCAAAAUCCUUUCUCUUCUCUGGAAAUGGAGGUGGUGUCCUACAAGGAACCACUUGUGAAGCCAUCUUGUGUACACUUGUAGCUGCACGAGAUCGAACCCUCAGAAUCAUUGGAAAUGAAAAUAUUGGAAAGCUAGUCGUUUAUUGUUCUGACCAAACACAUUGCGCUUUCAAGAAAGCGGCUCAGAUUGCUGGGAUUCACCCGGAUAAUUUUAAAGUCAUCCCCACAACUCUUUCAUCUUCAUUUUCGAUGUCUCCCAAGGCAUUGAGAAACACUAUAACUGCUGAUGUUGAGGCUGGACUCGUUCCCAUAUUUCUACUCGCAACUGUCGGGACAACCUCCACAACUGCUGUUGACCCACUCGGACCUCUAUGUGACGUGGCAAAAGAUUACGGAAUGUGGGUCCACGUGGACGCUGCUUACGCUGGGAGCAUUUGUAUAUGCCCAGAAUUCCGACACUUCAUAGACGGAGUAGAAGGAGCCAACUCAUUCAGUUUCAACGCACACAAAUGGUUCUUCACCACCUUAGACUGUUGUUGCCUUUGGGUGAAAGACCCCACAGCAUUGACACAAUCAUUGUCUACCGAUCCUGAGUAUCUGAAAAACAAAGCCACCGAGUCAAAACAAGUGGUUGACUAUAAAGACUGGCAACUCGCUCUAAGCAGACGAUUCCGUUCUCUCAAACUAUGGCUCGUACUCCGAAGCUACGGAGUCGAGAAACUACGUGGCUUUCUUCGUAGCCAUGUUAAGAUGGCCAAACUAUUCCAAGGUUUCGUGGAAGCCGACGAAAGAUUUGAAGUUGUCGUUCCUAGAAAUUUCGCCACUUUAUGUUUCAGAAUAUCACCAUCUGCAUUAACAACUAAUAACAAUGCUAUACUUUCUGAGAUUAAUGGCUCCAGAAGGAUUAGUGAUACUUCUCCCAAAAAAAUGGUAACAGAGAAUGAACUCAACAACAAGCUGAUGGACUCCAUUAACCGUUCGGGUCGGGUUUACAUGACCCAUUCGGUUGUUGGUGGAAUUUUUCUUCUGCGUUUCGCGGUUGGUGCGAGUCUUACUGAGGAAUCCCAUGUCAUUGAAGCUUGGAACGUGGUCAAACAACAAGCAGAUAUUAUACUAAAUUCAUACCAUUCCGAGUUUUGACCCAGUUAUUACUAAUGAGUUUCUUAUACGUAUCAUUUUUUUUUUCUUUGUAUGAGAUGUAUCUUUUUUAUGUACAAUCUUUUCAAUGUGUUUUUUAAUUCUUUUUCUUUAUCAAUGAAAAUAAUGUUCAUUUUUUUU